AUGCUUUCGCCCAUUGUGGGCGACCUCAGCGCCGUGAUCCUGAACCCCUUCUCGCGUGGCUCCGUCACCAUCUCGAGCGCCAACAUCGCCGACCCUCCCGUUCUCGACAUGGGCUGGCUGACGGACACGGUCGAUCCCGAGGCCGCCGUGGCCGCCUUCAAGCGCCUGCGCGAGGCAUGGAGCGCGCCUGCCACCAAUGCCGUCAAAGUGGGUGGCGAGACCCGGCGCGGCCCGGCGGUGCAGUCCAACGCCGACAUCCCGGCCUGGGUCCGCGCCAACGCAAUCCGAUCUGGCACGCCUCGGCCACCAACGCCAUGA
This is a messenger RNA of Lasiosphaeria miniovina, 318 nucleotides long. RefSeq lists its product as uncharacterized. Gene Ontology annotation, molecular function: oxidoreductase activity, acting on CH-OH group of donors. Bases 1 to 318 code for a protein of 105 amino acids. The transcript has 2 exons. The record is from RefSeq and is a predicted model, not a curated record. Lineage: Eukaryota; Fungi; Ascomycota; Sordariomycetes; Sordariales; Lasiosphaeriaceae.